UCUACCUGACUGCUCCACCUCAGUUAUUAGAGUCUGGGACUCUAAUAAAGAUUGUACAGAAGGACUGUCCAGCGACACGCCUACGAGAAAUAGAAAGUAACAAUGCUGAACAUCUUAAAUGUUAUCGUAAUUUUCUCUCAGAAAGAAAGAUAAAUAGAAUACUUGUUGGUUAACCCCACCUAUUUCUACAGUAGAAAAGUAUUACCUGUUAGAGCGUCGAAAAUCGAUUGCGCCAUAUUUUUCGAUAAUCUUAACGACUCAUUUUAAACGAAACCAACGAUCAGGCCUCUCAUGAGUCGUUCAAUAUGAAGAAAACGAGGAAAUACCAAGUCGAAAACAUACCGAGAAAUUCUACGCCCUGGCAGCGUUGUUGCUGACCAGACCAGCGAAUGAUAAUCGAUAUGUCGACUGCUGAGAACGAUUCUAACCUCAGCUGGGACAAGUAGUAUUGCAGCGCCAAUAUUAAGAAAGCCAGAGUGUGGAACAGGUUAUACUUAUCUACAAAAGACGCCGAAUAUUGUGAUCGUACGAAAAGUGUGAAUAUUGUUUUCGAGUAUUUCUUUGGAAAAAGAUUAGGAAAAAUGGCAGCAGUAUUGCGUGUGAAACGUAGACACGAUGACGAGCCAUUAAAUGCACUGUUAAUUGCAUGUAAACGAAUGAAAACUUCAGAAAAUGAAGAAGUUGAAGAAUCGACUACAGCUAGUCCACUAACCACAGUUGUUAAGUUCGCUGGAACUGUUAAAAAUCAGGAAAGUAAUGUUGUUGAACACUUGAUGCAAACUUUGAAUAAAGAUAAACUGAAGGAGACUUUCAAGCAACAUCCGGUGGAUAUUAUAAAUAAAAUUCGAGAAAAGGCUAAACUAGCUUCAGCAGAAAAUCGUUAUAAAGUAAUCAGUUGUAUUAGAUCUUUGGAUAAUGCCAAGCUUCAAACAUUUGAAGACAAGAUCAUGACAGUGAUAGAUGUAGAGGAUUCAGUUUCUUGUGCUAAUGGAAAAGAGCAGGCUAUAGAAAAAGAUGAUGAUUAUGUAUAUGAUUUGUACUAUGGGCAAACUGAAGAUGAAGUUUAUAUAGACGAUAAGGUAUCUGUGCACCCAUUUGAUCAAGAAUUAGUAUUUGAGACUUACAGGGAUUAUCAAGAGGCUGAAUACGAGUCAGAGGAUUCUAACUCUGAAUCGAAUUGGAGGAAUGAUUAUCCUGAUUCAGAUCACUCUGGAAGUUCAAUCGAUGAAGACUGUAUGAGAGAGGCUGUUCUGAACAUGAGGUCAGGCGAAGAUUCUGAUUUAUCAAGCGACGAUGAUUUUGUUUAUGCAUACAGUGAGGCAGAUGUAAAUGCUUAUGGUUACAAAUAUGCAAGGUAUAAAGCAAAGAUGCAGGAAGAAUUUGGCGAAGACAAUUCUGAUAAUAGUAACUCUGAUAAUAGUAAUUCUGAUAACAGUAAUUCUGAUAACGAAGAAUGUGGAAUUAACGAAUCAGAUAAAUUAGAUUCUAGUGGGUUUUAAUAUUAAGUUUGUUAGUGAUAUUGUCAUAUAUUUAAAUUAGAAGAAUACGAGGUAUCACAGAUGAAAUGUAUAUAUAAGUCUUUUCUAUUGCAUAAGUAUGAAUAGCAAAACAUGACUUCAGUGUAAUUGUUCUUUGCUAUAACUAUUUUUGUAAAGUCCCAAGUCCUAUUCAACUUAAAAUAAUUUCAGUAAGUAAAUAAAUAUGUCUUGUUUUGUACUGAAAAUGUUUUUUUGUUUUAAAUAGAUUUACAUUUAAAUUGCUAUUAUUUUCUUGCAUUAGAAAUAAGGAUCAUAAAGGUCUUAGAAUUUUAUUUAUGUUUAUAUAUUUAUUACAUAUUUAUAUAGAUAUAUUUUGCGUGUAAAAUUCAUCUAUCAAAAUAAAAAUAAUAAAAAUAAUCCUAGGCGUCAAAGUGACAGAGGAGGGUGUAUAGGUAUUUAGAAAAAGAAUCGUUUUCAUCGACGAUAUAUGGCAUAUAAUAAUACACCAGAUUUAUAAUGUAUAACAAAUUGAUUGGAA
Molecule: messenger RNA, 2016 nt
Organism: Nomia melanderi (Alkali bee)
Lineage: Eukaryota; Metazoa; Arthropoda; Insecta; Hymenoptera; Halictidae
Gene: fs(2)ltoPP43
Product: female sterile (2) ltoPP43
Biological process (GO): developmental process
Source: RefSeq, a predicted model, not a curated record